Molecule: messenger RNA, 1962 nt
Organism: Gallus gallus (chicken)
Lineage: Eukaryota; Metazoa; Chordata; Aves; Galliformes; Phasianidae
Gene: SEC14L3
Product: SEC14 like lipid binding 3
Exons: 12
Coding region: 741-1811 (356 amino acids)
Cellular component (GO): cytoplasm
Source: RefSeq, a predicted model, not a curated record
GGGGCCUCGAGCGGGCGCUGGCGGCGGCGCGCCAUGGGGGCGGAGGAGCCCGACGUGUACCGGGACACGUGGGUCCGCUACCUGGGUGAGCUGCGGCACCGGGACCGGGGCUGGCGCCGGGAAUCGCGCGCUGGGGCUGGCGCGGGGAACCCGGUAGCGACCGCGACAGCGGGCACUCAGUACCGACGCCGCCGCCGGCACUCACUGCCAGCGCUCGGUUCCGCGUACCGGCACCGGGCGUGGGCUCUGCCGCUCCCCGAGCUCCGCAGCUCUGGGCCGCUCCGUGCCCUCGUUGCUGUCCCCCUGUACCCUUCGUCCGCGCUCUGCCCGCUGCCCCCCUCCUCGCGCCCCGCUGUCCCAGCGCUGGGACCAAGGUGACCCCCGGGGUGGGGGUGACACCGCCUCCCUGACCCCCGCCGCCCCCAGGCUAUGCCAACGAGGUGGGCGAGUCCUUCCGCCCCAGAGCCGGGAAGAGGGUGGGACGAGGACGAAAGGGAAAGCUGCACGUGGAGGACACUGUGCUCCCCUUCCGGGCUCUUAAUUAAGCUGUUAAACAGGACCGGGCUCAGUGAUGGCCGUGCACGCUCUGCUCGUUACUGACCGACAGGCUGGGAUGGAGUAAUGGGAGCGAGUUCCGAGAGAACAUCAAGGACGUGCUCCCGUCGCUGCCCUCCCAGGACGACUAUUACCUGUUGAAAUGGCUCCGAGCACGCAGCUUCGACCUGCCCAAGUCAGAGGCCAUGCUCCGCAAGCACGUGGAGGUCCGCAAACGCAUGGAUGCCGACAACAUCGUGGCAUGGGAGGCACCUGAGGUGAUCAGGAAGUACAUGACUGGAGGCAUGUGUGGAUACGACCGGGAGGGCAGCCCCAUUUGGUACGAUGUCAUCGGGCCGCUGGACCCCAAAGGGCUGCUCUUCUCUGCCUCCAAGCAGGACCUGCUCAAGAACAAGUUCCGUGACUGCGAGCUGCUGCGGCAGGAAUGUGAGAAGCAGAGCCAGAAGCUGGGCAAGAAGGUCGAGAUGGUGCUGACAAUCUGUGACUGUGAGGGCCUGGGCUUGAAGCACCUCUGGAAGCCAAUGGUGGAAUUGAACAAAGAGCUCCUGACGAUGUUUGAGGAGAAUUACCCGGAGUCCCUGAAAUGCAUGUUCAUCGUGAAGGCUCCCAGGAUCUUGCCAGUGGCCUACAACCUGGUCAAGCACAUCCUGAGCGAGGACACUCGCAAGAAGGUCAUGGUGCUGGGAUCCAACUGGAAGGAGGUCCUGCAGAAGUACAUCGACCCCUCGCAGAUCCCAGUGGAGUACGGGGGCACUCUGACCGACCCCGAUGGGAACCCCAAGUGCCCCAGCAAGAUCAACUACGGAGGGGACGUGCCGAAGCAGUACUACGUGCGGGAUCAGCUGGCGCAGCCCUACGAGCACACGGUGGUGGUCAACAGGGGCUCAUCCCACCAGGUGGAGUACGAGAUCCUCGCCCCCGGCUGCGUGCUCAGGUGGCAGUUCAAGUCGGAAGGGGCCGACGUGGGCUUCGGGGUGUACCUGAAGACGAAGGUCGGGGAGCGGCAGCGGGCAGGCGACAUGACCGAGGUGCUCCCCACGCAGCGCUACAACGCACACAUGGUGCCCGAGGACGGCUCCCUCACCUGCUCCACGCCGGGCAUCUACGUGCUGCGCUUCGACAACACCUACAGCUACAUCCACGCCAAGAAGGUGAGCUACAGCGUGGAGGUGCUGCUGCCCGACGCCAGCUCGGCCCAGCAGAUCCAGCAGCUCGGGGACAAGCUGGGCGAGGUGGCCCUGGACCACAGCGCGUGAUGGCAGCGCGGAGGACGGGAGGAGGGGGGCCGGUGCCCCGCGGCUCAGGGACCCGGGGGGCUGUGCCCGGGGCCGUCGGCCCCUCUGUGCCUUACGUGGCCCCCGCCGGUGGGGCCGGGUGCGGUGGCGGCAGUAAAGGGACGGACGGUGA